AUGGACGGCGCUAUUUCCCACGGAGGGGUGGUCGACAUGUCUGCCGAGACUCUGGCACAGGUCGCUGCGCCCUUGGAAACUUGGAGGGAAGAGAUUCGGAACAGUGACACGUUCGCUCAUUUGAAUCUCGACAAGCCCUUAUCAUUUGCAUCAGACUCUGAUCUGUUGCCUGAAUGGUUGCAGAGGCAAGUUAUACUGCUCUCGCUUCACUAUCACGAUAUCUUGAGCAUGCUCUACCGGCCGCUCACUAUGCAGUCACUUUCCGGUCGUCUAGGGCUCGAUCGCGAAGCCGAUGAUGUCGAUCCUCUCUCAAACAGAGACUUGCGACAUGCGCUCAGCGUCAUUGAUAUAAUCUCCCUUGCCCUUCGCACCUCAGACCUCCUUUCUUUCAUGUCGGCCUACCCUCUGGCUAUGGAUCCCGACACUGCGAUCAGUAAACUCGACCGUGCUGUCUUUCUCUUCCAGUUGAGCGAGAAACGGUACGCGGUUGCCAGGCGGGCGAACGCCCUUUGGCUCAAGCCUCCGGGCUGCAGGAAUUCAUAUUGUCAAAGACACGAAUCGUAG
Cladophialophora bantiana CBS 173.52 is the source of this 564-nucleotide messenger RNA. RefSeq lists its product as uncharacterized. The record is from RefSeq and is a predicted model, not a curated record. The transcript has 2 exons. The coding region runs from base 1 to 564 and encodes 187 amino acids. Lineage: Eukaryota; Fungi; Ascomycota; Eurotiomycetes; Chaetothyriales; Herpotrichiellaceae.